UCAGAGUCCGUGUCAGUGGUUGCGGAGUCCAGGGAAAUCAUUUUUGCUUCAUUUUCCCGGGCGCUUCCCCCCAAGCGGGUGGGAGUACAGGGACAGAGGUGCGAGAUGAGCACCAUGUUCGCCGACACUCUACUCAUCGUUUUUAUCUCCGUGUGCACGGCUCUGCUCGCCGAGGGCAUAACCUGGGUCCUGGUUUACAGAACAGACAAGUACAAGAGACUGAAGGCGGAAGUGGAAAAACAGAGUAAAAAAUUGGAAAAGAAGAAGGAAACAAUAACAGAGUCAGCUGGUCGCCAACAAAAAAAGAAAAUAGAGAGGCAGGAAGAGAAACUGAAGAAUAACAACAGAGAUCUAUCAAUGGUUCGAAUGAAAUCCAUGUUUGCAAUUGGCUUUUGUUUUACUGCCCUAAUGGGAAUGUUCAAUUCCAUAUUUGAUGGUAGAGUCGUGGCAAAGCUCCCUUUCACUCCCCUUUCCUACAUCCAAGGACUGUCUCAUCGAAACCUGCUGGGGGAUGACACCACAGACUGUUCCUUCAUCUUCCUGUAUAUUCUCUGUACUAUGUCAAUUCGACAGAACAUCCAGAAGAUUCUUGGCCUUGCCCCUUCACGAGCUGCCACCAAGCAGGCAGGUGGAUUUCUGGGCCCUCCACCUCCUUCUGGGAAGUUCUCUUGAACUCAAGCAGAACUCUUUAAUUCUUGUCAUUCUUUUUAGACACUCAAAUCAGACUGGCAACUAUUCUGCAGCAAGAGCCAUAGGCAGCCUUAUGACUUGGGCCACCUUCUGGUUUUGAGUUAUUUCUAGGUCAUUUGUAUAUGACUAGAAUGAGAAUGGCACCCAACAAAUAUGAUAGCGCUUCAGUCAUAGAUGAUUUUUAAAAAAAAUAAAUGGAUUGAUUAGUUAAGUUCAGGUGAUGUUUAUGUGAUGAGAAUAAAUAGCAUGUUUCUUGUUUCAUUUACAUAUGUAUUGUCUGUGGGACCGACUCUCAAGGCUGUAUGUGUGCCAUGUACCAUGGAAGUUGGCCCUCCAUGAGCAUUUAGAGAUCUAGAAGAAAAAUUUAGUUUGUGUAACUCUUAAUUGGAACUGUUUGUUGUGUUGGGUUUUUUCCCAAGCCAAAUAUAUGACUUGAGAUCAAUAAAGAGGCCAAAUUUUUUAACUAUUUUAUCUACAAAGAGA
Messenger RNA from Cynocephalus volans (Philippine flying lemur), 1173 nucleotides. It is a transcript of the gene TMCO1, whose product is annotated as transmembrane and coiled-coil domains 1. Gene Ontology annotation, biological process: endoplasmic reticulum calcium ion homeostasis. Lineage: Eukaryota; Metazoa; Chordata; Mammalia; Dermoptera; Cynocephalidae. Bases 106 to 672 code for a protein of 188 amino acids. Gene Ontology annotation, molecular function: calcium channel activity. The record is from RefSeq and is a predicted model, not a curated record. Gene Ontology annotation, cellular component: cytoplasm; endoplasmic reticulum; endoplasmic reticulum membrane. The transcript is spliced from 7 exons.